Messenger RNA from Capsicum annuum, 1367 nucleotides. Its product is annotated as beta-glucosidase 18. Bases 319 to 894 code for a protein of 191 amino acids. Gene Ontology annotation, biological process: carbohydrate metabolic process. The transcript has 7 exons. Lineage: Eukaryota; Viridiplantae; Streptophyta; Magnoliopsida; Solanales; Solanaceae. The record is from RefSeq and is a predicted model, not a curated record. Gene Ontology annotation, molecular function: beta-glucosidase activity.
AACUAUUCCGAAAUGAAUAUUUUAUCGAUUCAAUUAUCAAUUUAAUAUAUGAGGAAUAUUACGAUUGAAUCAGUGAAAAAAUAAAAAAUAAAAAUGUUUUCAUACGAAAGAAUUCAGAAGCUUCUCGGUGUUUUAAUGAGAAUAUGUUUUUCACGAUGCAUUUUCGAUGAGUUAGUUUAGGUGAAAAAUGAGUGGAUAAAAAGAAUCGUAUGUUCAAGAAGUUAAGCCUAAUGAAACACUAUGUUAUUUAUCUACCUAACAUGAUUAGUUUGUUUGUACUACAAUUUUAUCCUUAGUUCAGUCCACAGAAAAAGAAAAAUGAAGAAGUACUCCUUUUUCAUUUUUUUCCUCUUAAUAUUGCAACAUGUUUGUUCAAAUAAAGUCACAAAUAAUAGCUUGGAAGAAGAGGUGAAGAGAUCAGAGUUUCCAAAUGGUUUUCUUUUUGGAACUGCAGCUUCUGCCUAUCAAAUUGAAGGAGCAUAUAAUGAAGAUGUCAAAAGUCUUAGCAAUUGGGAUGUUUUCUCUCAUAUUAAUGGUAGCAUAAUAAAUGGAGCAAAUGCAGACAUAGCUAAUGACCAUUACCAUCGUUAUCUGGAAGACAUUGAUAUAAUGGCCUCACUUGGAGUAAAUGCCUAUCGAUUUUCUAUUUCCUGGAGUAGAAUUCUACCUAGAGGAAAAUCAGGACAAAUUAAUCCUGCUGGAAUCAAGUUUUACAAUAAUCUCAUUGAUAAUCUCUUACUCAAAGGAAUAACACCAUUUGUGACUAUCCAUCAUAGUGACUAUCCUCAAGAAUUUGAGGACAGAUAUGGGGCCUGGCUCAGUCCUCUAAUGCAGGAAGAGUUUGUGCUCUUUAAUUUGCUGAGGUAUGUUUCAAGAGUUUUGGGAAUAGAGUGAAGUAUUGGGCUACUAUAAAUGAGCCCAAAUUAUUUGCAGAACUGAGCUAUACGAAUGGAUUAUAUCCUCCACAUCAUUGUUCUCCACCAUUUGGGAAUUGUUCAUCUGGUAAUUCAGAUAUUGAGCCUAUACUUAUUGUACACAACUCAAUAUUGGCUCAUGCCAAGGCUGUCAAAAUUUAUCGUGAUCAUUUUCAGGCAAGUUUUCUUUCAUAUUUGCAUUUUACUACGCUUUUAAAAAAAAUAUUGUUUUCUAAAUUCAAUUUCAAAUCUAGUUCAUAAUAAGUCUGAUUCAUUAAUCCAACACAUAUGCACGUCUAAACUAUCCACUGUUACAUGAGGGCUCAGAUAGAGGCAACCUUGUCUCUAAUACCAUGUAACAAAAUGAAAGAGCUUGUAUUUCAUUCAAAGAAGAAAGUAGUAUAAAUAUAGGAAAGAAAUAAAAUCAAACCCUACAAAUCUAAUAAAAAUAUA